This is a messenger RNA of Puntigrus tetrazona (Sumatra barb), 1996 nucleotides long. It is a transcript of the gene irak3, whose product is annotated as interleukin-1 receptor-associated kinase 3. The transcript has 13 exons. Gene Ontology annotation, molecular function: protein serine/threonine kinase activity; ATP binding; protein binding. Lineage: Eukaryota; Metazoa; Chordata; Actinopteri; Cypriniformes; Cyprinidae. The coding region runs from base 86 to 1924 and encodes 612 amino acids. Gene Ontology annotation, cellular component: cytoplasm; plasma membrane; nucleus. The record is from RefSeq and is a predicted model, not a curated record. Gene Ontology annotation, biological process: negative regulation of interleukin-12 production; negative regulation of tumor necrosis factor production; interleukin-1-mediated signaling pathway.
AGAGAGCACUGUAGAGUCAUCAGUCCGAAAGGACUGAAACAUCGAGUCGAGCUUCACACACCUGUAUCGUGAAGACUAGCGAGUCAUGUCAGGUACGGUAGACUCGUCCACGGUCCUCUUCGACGUCCCGCCGGUGCUCAUGGGCUCUUUCUGUAGGCUGAUGGACAGCGGGGGCGACGCUCUGGGAUGGAGAGCUUUAGCUGCUCACAUCCUUCCCAGUCAGCUGGAAGUGAGAUGCGUGGAAAUGUACGUGGCUGCCGGGAAAAGUCCAACCCAAGAGCUCAUGUGGAGGUGGGCCCAGCAGAAUAAAACCGUCGGAGAUCUGCUGAAGGUUCUGGAUGAGAUGGGUCACGCUCGAGCCAGGAGUCUUUUCCAGUCGCAAGAUUCCUGCAAGCUGAAGUCGUUAUCCCCACCUCUCUUUGCCAAGUAUCUGCAAAACACUGAGGAAUCCGAUCAAUUCUCUCCUCUUAAUGCAGAGUCUGUGUCUGUUGAAGGUGAAAAACAGAAGUAUUUCUUCACAUAUUCUGACAUCAUAGAGGGAACAAGACAUUUCCACCAGGACUUAAAAAUCGGAGCAAGUGCCUUUGCCGAGGUCUACUGCGGAAAACGGGGAAACAGGUCUUUUGCUGUGAAAGUUUUUAAACAGGAAAACAAAGCUAACUGGAAGGCCUUGUGGGCAAAAUUUACCAAAGAAAUCGAAGUUCUGCAACUCUACCAACAUCCUAAUAUCUUGGAGUUAUGGGGCAGCUUUUCAGAAGCAGAUCGCUUCUGUUUAGUUUAUCCGUACCUUCAUAACGGAUCGCUGUUCCACAGACUUCAUGAGGAAGUUCAGAGGCCUCUCUCAUGGCAGGAAAGGCUGAACAUCAUCAAAGGCACCUCAAAGGCAGUCCACCAUCUACACACUGCGCAACCGUGCAUGGUUAUUUGCGGAAACAUCACGAGUUCAAACAUACUCUUGGAUGAGCACCUGCAGCCCAAAUUAUCCGAUUUUGGAUUAGCUCGUCUCAGACCGCACUCAGUCGACCAGAGCUGCACUAUAGUCGUGGACACAGCCUCUCACAGCAACCUCGGCUAUCUCCCAGAGGAGUACAUUCGUGAUGGAAAGCUGUCGGUCAAACUCGAUGUGUACAGCCUCGGUGUGGUUAUAUUAGAGACAUGUACUGGACAGAAGGUGAAACAAGAGUCAGGAAAAGGCCUGUUUUUGAGAGAUGUGCUGCAUUCAGAGUUGGAGGAAAAAGGCUCAGUGGAUGCCUGUCUGCGGCUUUUAGAUGGCAAAGUGGAGCGCUGGCCUGCUGCGGUGGCUCUUUGUCUGCUCCGAAUGGCAUUAGAGUGCACAGGCAGCAAAAUGCGAGUCAGGCCGAGCAUGGAAACGGUGCUUCAGACAUUAAGCCAAUUUCUUCCCAUGCCCUCAUCGCCUGAGGACGAGCCGCACACUUUAGAUGAUACGGUCUCUCUUCAACAGCCAUACAGUGCCCACGGCCCUCAUCUAAGCCUCCCCAUUGAAGAUGAUGAAAUGCAUGUCCCAUUGGAGGAACCACAGCCUCACAGAGUUCCCAAUCCGGCAGAACCCUGCGAGUGCAGCCAGUCUGAGGUCACUUUUCCCGACUCGUCGAGUUCCCUCAGGGAUGACGGAGUGGUUUCAGCAUCACAAAGUUUGCAGUCGGACUCUGUGGCUCACCUGGACUUAUAUGGGAGCUGGCCUGUGGAGUGCAGCUGUAGCACUGGGACCGAAGCGCAGGGGUGCGAGGACUGCUGCGCGAAUGGCUUCAGUCAGUCGGUUUUAUAUGUGACUUUAGAUGACGAUGCCCAGCCCUCCCAGAAUGUCAUCGCAAAUCCAGCAAAAGAGAAAAUAAGGAAUAAAAUUCAUCUGUACAACCAGGGGUUAAUAAAAACAGAAGAACUUUUUUCGCUAAAGCCAGAGUGAUUUAGCAAUUGUGUACAUCUUCUCAGUAUGUGUGUGUAUAUAUAUAUAUAUAUAUAUAUAUAUAUAUAUAUA